AUGGCGUUCAUAAAGUCGCCGGGCGGCAAGCUUUACCAGCUCGGCGAGCAGGCUGAAGCGGACGCCCAUCUGCUGCGCAGUCUACGCUCAUGGGCUGCCGUCGGGCAGGCCAAGAACGCGCUGCUUGCGUUCGCACUGCUCAGCUGGUCAGCGCUGACCCGUGCGGCGAUGGACGAGGACCUUCUGCCGAAGCUCGGCGUGGCGUGCGGCGCAUCCACGGUGCUGAUGCUCACGUACCUGGCCAUCACACCGGAAACUCGAGCGAGCCCAAGCAGCGCCGGGACGCUCCUCUCCACCGUGAUGCUCCUCGCCAUCGUCGUCACCACGACGUGGCUGCGGACGGGCGUCGCCCACGACAUCGUGCGCCCGCUCUCCAACGUCGCCGAGAUCCCUGCCUCGCCUGCCAGGAGCGGCGUCGACCUCAUCGCUGGGCAGGUCGCCGAGGAGGACGUCGAGUGCCAAUGCGCAAGCACGACAAAUGUGCCAUCGCCACGUUUCCGUCGGAUGAAUUAUGUGGAAUCGUUCGUCGUCGCGUGCGGGAUGAGUCGCACGCUGAGGCGCGGCCCACUGCCCGCCAACUGGGACGAUGUCAGGGCAUUUCCCGAUGUGAAGGGGGUGAACGUUGAGCUCCUCAACCUCGAUCGGGCAAGCGGUGCCGACACGAAUUUGGGCGUCUCGCUCCCGGACGAGGACGAGCGCAUGAUCGAGCGGAAGCUGUCGCCGACUACCGCGAACAAUCUCAAGCACUUGGUCAUGGCCGCAGACUACGCCAACCAGAAGGUUCUCGAAAGUGAGGUGGCCAUGUACAAGGCGGUGCACAACCACGACGAGAAGAGCCAGUACCGUGCGGAUCUCGCAGACACGAUCGAGAUUCAGGCGGACAAGGAUCCGAGCAUGCCCGACUUGGGCCCGACUCACCUGAAGGUCGUGCUCGGCCAGCUCCAGAUCGCCCACGAGGAGACGGCUGCGGCGAAGGAGCAGAUGGACGUUGCAGCGGCCGAGCUCGCGCUUGCCAAGGCCCAGUCCGACAACGCCGAGAAGCAGACUCGCGCCAAGAUCUACGCGGAGAUCCUCCGGGGCGAGAACGAGGCUCUCAAGCAGCUCGCCAGCCACGGCGCGUCCUCGGUCAAGGACCUGUGCUCCAUGGCAAACCAGUUCGGCGCCCUUGUGGCGGAGCAGGGACGCAAGGAGUCGCAGCUGGUCGAGACGGUCAGCGAGGCCACCGUGAGCAGCCACGAGCUGCUCAAGACGCUGUCGGGCUACGUCGCCGCGUCGUCCAGUGCAGCGUCGUCGUUGAUGCGCGCGGAGCUGCUGGAGCAGGCGGAUGCCAAGCUGGACAAGAAGGAGGAGGCGGCGGCGAAACGGGCGGCGGCGGAAAAGGCGGAGGACGUCGCCGUCGCCGCGGCGAAGGCGAGGUGGGCUUUCAAGCAGGAGGAUAAGGUGGUGACGCGCGAUGGGGGAGAGAGCAAGUACCGUGAGGUUAUCGGCGAUGCGAAGCUGCUCAAGGAGGCGGCAGAGGCUGAGGCGAACGAGCUCGAAGCGGCGGCUGCCGCGGCGGAGACGGCGGCCGGACCGCUGACGCCGCCGGGGACGCCGCCGCUGCAGCCGGCUUCUAAGCGGGAGUACGGCUGCGCGCUCUGCGGCUCAAAGGACCACAACCUCACCAAGACGACGAAGGGUGUGAGGUCGGUGACCUGCCUCUACCACAAGGAGUUCAAGGCCGUGAUCGGCAAGGAGGACGAGGUCAAGUUCGUCAAACUGACGCCGACGGAGAGGGCCGCAAAGCGGGCGGAGGAGGCGGCGAAGAAGGCGAAGGAGGCGGCGAAGGAGGAGGAGAUGGAACAGGAGGGAGAGCCACCUCCAAGCCCUGGGAGCCCUCCCCUUACUAUUUUUGCAUGCAAGCGGCUAACCACCCGCGAUGCCCUCAUAUUUUGCAUGCUAACCACCGCGAUCACCACCUUCGACGAGUUCACAUGGAACAACGGUGUGCCCAAGCACACCUUCGAGCGUGACGGUACGGAUGCGCUGACGGUCACUCCGACGCCAAACCUCGACUACUGGAGCAAGACGUUCUACGAGCCGCUGCUCGUCAAGCACGACGCGCAGACGUUGCUGAGGCCGGUAGCGGCCGACGUGGAGGCGACGCUCACCACGGCCUUCACGCUCAAGCCGCGGGCCCAGUUCGAUCAGGCUGGCAUCAUGAUCCUGGUCGACGAGGGCACGUGGGUGAAGGCCGGCAUCGAGUUCACCGACGGCUCGCCGCGGCUGUCGUGCGUCGUGACGAACGAGGGCUUCUCCGACUGGAGCACGCAGACGUGGCCCGACUGGGACUCGGCCGCCAAGUCCACGUCGAUCCGCGUCCGCGUCUCCAAGCUGCUUCCGGGCGCAGCGCAGGGCCCGGCGCUCGUCUUCGAGGCGGCGCCGUGGGUGGAGGGCGCGACGGCGGAGAGCGCGGCGCCGUGGGUGCAGAUCCGGAUCGCCAGCCUGCGCAGCGGCGAGAAGCCGUGGCGCAUGGGCCUCUUCGCCAUCUCGCCGAUCGAGGCGGCGGGCUCGUCGACGCGCUUCCACCACGUGCAGCUCGGGCCGAAGCAGGAGCCCGUGCACAGCGCGGACCCGGGACAUGGACCGCAGCAGGAGCUUUGA
Messenger RNA from Emiliania huxleyi CCMP1516, 2643 nucleotides. RefSeq lists its product as hypothetical. NCBI's taxonomy places the organism in Eukaryota, Haptophyta, Isochrysidales, Noelaerhabdaceae. Bases 1 to 2643 code for a protein of 880 amino acids. The transcript has 8 exons. The record is from RefSeq and is a predicted model, not a curated record.